AUGUUCCAGACGAAGGUUACCAUCACAGGAAUGACCUGUUCGGCCUGUGUAAACUCAAUUACGCAGAAUCUGCAAUCCCUUGAUAGCGUUGAGGAAGUGUCUGUAUCGCUUAUGACUGAGACGGGGACAAUUGUUCAUGGUGACGGAAUUAGCCCAAAAGACAUUAUAGAGGUCAUAGAGGAUUCCGGUUUUGACUGCGAGCUUAUAUCCAGUGAUCCCGUACUAUCCGAACCUGAAAAGGCCUCCUACCAGAAUGAAACAACCGUAAAGUUGCAAGUCAUUGGAAUGACUUGUACAAAUUGUUCCGACACUGUGGAGUCGAUGGUUUCUCAGCUCGAUGGUGUCCUUUCUGCACAUGUUGCUUUAGUCACCGAAGAAUGUGUGGUCAGGUAUCUCCCACGUCAAGUUGGGAUCAGAAAAAUUGUGGAAACAAUCGAAAACUGUGGAUUUGAUGUACUUUUGCUCAACAACACUCUUGUAGACAAGGAAAGUCAACUUAAUAUACUGGCAAAAGUCAAGGAAAUUCAAUACUGGAGGUUGACCUUUGUGCAGAAUCUGAUCUUUGGAGUGCCUGUAUUUUUCUUGGGUCAUAUCUUCCCCAUGAUCACUCAUAAGAAUGUUAAGCUUUUCAAUGGGUUAACGUUAACUGAUUUUAUUCAGCUAGUUUUAGCCUCAUACAUCCAACUUUGGCUAGCCAGAAAGUUUUACACCAAUGCAUACAACUCUUUGCGACAUGGAACCGGUAACAUGGAUUUGUUAAUAUGUCUUUCCACAACCAUUGCUUAUGGCUACUCAAUCAUUACCUUGCUUCAUGCCAUAUUAGGAGCUAACCACACACAGCCCAGUGUACUAUUCGAUACAUCUGCUAUGCUCUUCAUUUUUAUUUCUUUUGGGAAAUUCUUGGAGAACAAGGCAAAAUCACAUAGUUCCACUGCCCUGUCUAAACUACUUGCCCUUUCACCCACUAGUUGUCUGCUAAUUGAGAACUUUUCAUCAGAAAAGGAUAUCGAAUCAACUUCUUUGGUCACGAAGGAAAUUGUUCCAGAGCUGUUGCAACUGAAUGAUAUGGUGCUAAUUCACCCCGGUAGCCGUAUUCCUUGUGAUGGAACUGUUGUUUACGGAAAAUCUGACGUUGAUGAAUCCCUGCUAACCGGAGAGUCUCUUCCAGUUUUAAAAGAAGAAGGUGCCAAAGUCAUUUGCGGCUCUGUUAACAAUUCUGGAGUUUUAUAUGUUAAGGUUGAUAAACUAUCCAGUGAUACCGAAUUGCAACAGAUUGUGGACUUGGUAAAAGAUGCCCAGAUGUCAAAAGCACCGGUUCAAAGAUUUGCUGACUCUGUAUCAUCAAUUUUUGUUCCAACCAUCCUCUCCCUCUCAGUUUUGACCUUCAUUGUCUGGUUCAUGGUCGUCAAGUGUAGAUCAUUCAGUUCUGUCCCUACUUUCUUCAAGGAUGGUGAUCACAUAUCGAUAGAGAGGGUUUUCAAGGUAGCCAUUUCUGUCAUUGUUGUUGCUUGUCCCUGUGCUUUGGGACUAGCUGCACCAACCGCCAUAAUGGUGGGUACUGGUGUUGGUGCUACUAAUGGAAUACUAAUCAAAGGCGGUGAAGUUUUAGAAAAUGCCAGCAGUAUAGAAUGCGUGCUAUUCGAUAAAACAGGCACAAUAACGACAGGUCUGAUGCAACUUAGCAGAUAUUCCUUAAAUCCAACCGUCAGCAAUAUUUCAGAGUCAGAUCUUUGGCAUAUCAUUGGUCGUUUGGAGUCGAACAGCGAGCAUCCUGUUGCCAAAGCUUUAUCAAAAAUCUCGAUGGAAAAGAGUGUUGAAUCGAAACCAGAGAUUACUGUAUCCAAUGUGGAUAUUCAGGUGGGUGCCGGUAUUAAGGCUGACGUGACUAUCAAUGGUGAAGUUCUUAAAGUUUCUAUUGGAAAUGAGAAAAUCUGCUCUACAAUCCAAAGUAAUGAGGAAAUCUGCGGUACGCAUAUUUACGUGCUGAUUAAUGAAGUUUUGCAAGGCUACGUUGAGUUAUCUGACAUGGUCAAGUCUGACUCUGCACAGGUUGUUUCUUAUUUGAUGAGUCAAGGAAUAUCUGUGGCUUUAGUCACAGGAGAUAAUCAGGCUACAGCUGAAAAAGUGGCUUCCAAGGUUGGCAUUUUCAAGUCUAAUGUGUUUGCAAAUGUUUCACCUUCUGAAAAGGCAGGGAUUGUCCAAGAAAUACGGUCUGAAUUUGGAUUUAAGAUAGCUUUUGUUGGAGAUGGGAUUAAUGAUGCACCGGCACUCGUAGAUGCAGACAUAGGUAUUGCUAUUGCAUCAGGCACUGAUGUUGCCAUCGAAGCUGCUGAUAUCGUCUUACUUUCGAACGAUUCCAAUUCUAUUUCAGGAUUAAUAUCGGCGUUGUCAAUAUCCCGAGCUACUUUCAAGAAAAUCAAGAUGAACUUUUUUUGGGCUUUCAUUUACAACGCUUUCAUGCUACCAAUAGCCAUGGGUGUGUUCUUGGUCCCUUUUGGACUCUACUUACACCCCAUGGUUGCCUCUGCUGCCAUGGCAUUCAGUUCCGUUAGUGUUGUCUUGAACUCUUUGCUAUUGAAGCUUUGGAAGAAACCUGAUAUCAGCUCGUUCAAAUUCUCUGCUCCUAACACAUCAAACGACCUGGAUAUUAACACUGAUUUAGAGACUGGUAGCCUCAUCAAAAGGUUCCAAAAAUCCACACCUUCCAAAAAGUAUUUUAAUCUCUUGGACAAACUGAAGUUUUGGAGUUCUCCCACCAGGAAGGAAUCUUAUGAACUACUUGCCCAGUGA
Komagataella phaffii GS115 is the source of this 2790-nucleotide messenger RNA. Its product is annotated as Cu(+2)-transporting P-type ATPase, required for export of copper from the cytosol into an extracytos. The transcript has a single exon. The record is from RefSeq and is a predicted model, not a curated record. Gene Ontology annotation, molecular function: P-type divalent copper transporter activity; ATP binding; ATP hydrolysis activity. Gene Ontology annotation, biological process: monoatomic cation transport; copper ion homeostasis. NCBI's taxonomy places the organism in Eukaryota, Fungi, Ascomycota, Pichiomycetes, Pichiales, Pichiaceae. Gene Ontology annotation, cellular component: membrane. Bases 1 to 2790 code for a protein of 929 amino acids.